AUGGGGGUGCGGGUGGGAGGGGGCAGAGCUGGUCCCCUUUCCCAGAAUCAAUCUCUCUGUCUCUCCCUGUCUCUGUCUCUCUCUCUGUCUGUGUCUCUGUCUUUCUCUCCCUCCUCACUCUCUCCCUGGCCCCCAUCCCCAAUUUCUUCCUCACCCCUUCCUCUAUUUCUUUCCCUUUCCAUCCUCUCAGUCUCUCUCUUCCCAUCUGUCUCUCCUCCCCCUUCUCUGGAUGACUAUCUCUUCUUACUCCUAUUCCCUUCUGUUGCCCAGACCCGGACCCCUCUUCUUCUCUCCUCCCCACACCCUCCCCCAGCCUCCCCCUACCCCUCUAUUUCUCCCUCAUCUCUUGCUGUUCUCUCUCUGUCUCUCUUCCUGCUUCUGUCCCUUCUCUCUCUGGAUAUUUCUCUCUGUGUGUGUCUCCUCAACUUCCUUCUGCUACCAGUCACUGCCUCCCCCAAAUUCUUCCCUCCCCCACCUCUGUUCUCAGUCUCUGGGUCUCUCUCUCUUUCCGAUCUCCUUGUCUCUCUCCGUCUCCCUCCCUCUCUGGAUCUAUCUCUCUUCUUCCUCAGCUUCCUUCUGCCACUCAGACCCCGCUCCCCAACCGCUUCCCUUCCCCCCCUCAUCCCUCUCCUCUCGGAGGCUCCCCCAUCCCUCAGCAGCUCCCCUCCCCCUCCCUCCCUCCUCCCUCCUUCUCUCUUCCAGCUCCGCACUUUACCCAGCGACACGAGAACCAAAUUGUCUCCUCACCUUUUUUUUUUAAAGCCCGACCCUCUCAUCCUGACGGCCCAAGCUCCGAGCUACCCCCCAGCUCCCCUCCCCCUUACUCUACACCCCCAUUCUUCGUACGCCUCCUCAUCUCCAUCCCCUCUCAACCAGGUCGGACGCCUGGGUCCCUUGCUGCUGGGGGAGGGGGGAGCAGAGAGAAUUGGGAAGCCCAGAGGUGUUUCUGGGGGGAGGGGUGCUGGCAGCAGGGGCUGGACGUCCCUCCCCAGUGCAUCGGAGAGUUGACCUAUCAUUAACUGAGCUGGAGACCAUGGCUUCACUCUGACCUCCGCCUCUGCAGCCACCUGCUCGCUGCCCCCGUCCCCUCUGGCCCCUCGAGGCCCCCGCUUCUGCCUGUGUUGUGACCCCCCCAGCCGCAGGCACGGCCCCACCUCCGCUG
Peromyscus eremicus (cactus mouse) is the source of this 1162-nucleotide messenger RNA. RefSeq lists its product as uncharacterized. The transcript is spliced from 3 exons. The record is from RefSeq and is a predicted model, not a curated record. Lineage: Eukaryota; Metazoa; Chordata; Mammalia; Rodentia; Cricetidae. Bases 1 to 1008 code for a protein of 335 amino acids.